ACGUUUAAUUUCCUCAGCAAUUACAUUUUCACAAUCUAACUUAUUUAGAGCGUGCUAGGUAACGUUCCCUGAUUCGGUCUAAUUUAUAAUUAAAAUUGAUGCUUCGGACAUUGUCUUUUCAUCCUGAAGUUGGCUUUGAUUGUGAACGGUUUAGCUAUCUGACAGCUUGGUACAGUUAGCUGGAAGAGAAGGUCGAUGUUGGUUUCUUAAUAUCGCCAUUUUCCUCAAUGAGCUGACAUCAGCAACUGAGGAUGUUCAGGGACAUUCCCCGGGAUGCGCUUCUGCGCCCCCUGACUCGGAAUGAAGUGGUCGGCAUGCUGUUGAGACUUACGAUAUUUGGCGCUGCAACCUACUACAGUAUCAAAUGGGUGGUGGAUGCCUUGGACCCCACACACAAACCAAAGAUGCGGGCCAAAAAAAGGGCAGAGCAGCUGCUGAAACAGCUUGGAGUGGAAGGUGUUACUUUGAAUGAAUAUGAGAUGAGCAUUGCCACUCAGCUUGUGGAUCCACGCAGCAUGAAGGUGACGUGGAGAGAUAUCGCUGGUCUUAAUGAGGUCAUCAAUGAGCUGCAGGACACCGUGAUCUUACCAUUUCAAAAACGCCACCUCUUUGCAGGAUCCAAACUUUUUCAGCCACCCAGAGGCGUGUUGUUGUAUGGGCCUCCGGGAUGUGGGAAAACAUUAAUAGCCAAGGCAACUGCCAAAGCCUCAGGGUGUCAAUUCAUCAACUUGCAAGCUUCCACGUUGACAGACAAGUGGUACGGUGAAUCGCAGAAGCUCACCGCUGCUGUUUUCUCGUUGGCUGUAAAAAUCCAACCUUGUAUUAUUUUCAUUGAUGAAAUAGAUUCCUUUCUGCGAAACCGGUCCUGUCUGGAUCAUGAGGCCACAGCCAUGAUGAAGGCCCAGUUUAUGAGCCUCUGGGAUGGUCUGGAGACUGGAACUGACAUCCAGGUGAUGGUGAUGGGCGCCACCAACAGGCCACAGGAUCUUGACCCAGCCAUCCUGCGCAGGAUGCCCACAACUUUUCACGUUGGUUUGCCGAAUCAGAUCCAGAGACAUGACAUUCUGAAGCUGAUCCUCUCUGGGGAGAACCUGAGCAAUGCCAUCAAUCUUAAGGAGAUCGCUGAUAAGACAGAUGGCUACUCGGGCAGCGACCUGCGGGAAUUGUGCAGGGAUGCGGCCAUGUACCGCGUCAGGGACUACGUCCGCAAGCAGCAGAUGAAGCAGAUCGCCAAGCAGUUGCAGGCGGACGACGAGGAUGAAGAGCCUGUGGGGACACGACUGAGGCCCGUGACACAGCUGGACAUGCUUUUUGGUCUGGACAAAAUGAACGAGUCCAAUCAGGUCACUAUCAAGCCCAGCAGUCUGAAAGAGUCGCCCCUGGAUUGACCUCUGCAGUCGCUGGCCCAUCACCAUACUGAGCCCACGUCUCCCCUCGGCCUGUAUCUGACUGGUUUAGCACUCGACACAUGGCCCUGUUCUGUUGCCCGUACACAUUUAAACCCUAUUCCCUGUUUAUUGUAUGUCCACUGGCUGGCCCACGUAAAUGGUUUUUAAAGCAUAAAAAAGCAGGAUGAUGAAACUUUGAAAGUUUUCCUGGGGGACACAUUUAAACUGUGAACGUGUGUAUAGAACAAACAGUAGUUUGCCAUUGAAUGUCUGCAUGUCUACAGCACUGUUUAAAUACAACAGUGGCAUUAAAAGCUGCUGUAAGUGAUAUUGCUUAGGAUUACCUAAAGUACUUGCUUUGACAUUCAGAAACAGGUACUCUGAGGACAAAAGUGCCUCUAGGACUUUCCUGGGCUCCAAAAGGAAAUGCACUCGCAGUCUGCUUGUGUAUGCGUCAAGAAGUCUCUCUAGAGGCUCACACCACCCUGCGGGUUAGUUUGCACCUUGACAACAUGCUGAAGGAAGUGGGUUGACUGCUGCAAAGGCCAAGUCUUGUGGAAGUUACCAGAAAUGCUAAUAUCACUUACAGCAACUUUUUAAAAGCCAACUGUGUUAAUUAAUGUCAUAUCACUCGGGCACCCCAACAUGUUGUCAUAGUAUGUGUUUGUCUAUUUAUUAAAAGGUGACGUACCAUAUUUA
This is a messenger RNA of Clupea harengus (Atlantic herring), 2087 nucleotides long. RefSeq names its product ATPase family AAA domain containing 1a (gene atad1a). Lineage: Eukaryota; Metazoa; Chordata; Actinopteri; Clupeiformes; Clupeidae. Gene Ontology annotation, cellular component: mitochondrial outer membrane. The record is from RefSeq and is a predicted model, not a curated record. Gene Ontology annotation, biological process: extraction of mislocalized protein from mitochondrial outer membrane. Gene Ontology annotation, molecular function: ATP binding; ATP hydrolysis activity.